GUAGGCAAAUCGCAAAGUACGAAAACUGUCAAAAUGAAAACUAAAUAUUCCGCAAUUUUGUUACAACUCAUUACCAUUUUAUUAGAGCUUAAUUUUUUGCAAGCGCUUUAUAGUGACCAUAAAAAAGUAAUUGAGCUUACACCGAACAAUUUUGAAAAGUUGGUUGUAAAAAGCGACGAAGUAUGGGUGGUAGAGUUUUAUGCACCAUGGUGCGGAUAUUGCCAAGACCUUGUUCCAGAAUAUUCCAAAGCUGCUUACGUUUUAAGAGGAGUUGCAAAAGUUGGAGCUGUGAAUGCAGAUCAACAUAAAGAGUUAGCUGCAACAUACACCAUUAGAGGUUUUCCAACUGUUAAAAUUUUUGGUGCUGACAAAUUGAAACCUGAGGAAUAUAAAGGAGGUAAAACUGCUAAAGAAAUAGCAAAAGCAGCUUUAAAAUCCAUUAAAGAAAAAGUUAUAAAUUUGCUCGAAGGAAAGAAACAACAGACAACUUUGAAUUUGAAUAAAGAGCACGUAAUCACUCUUACUGAUAAAAACUUUAAUAACCUUGUGAAGUAUUCAGACAACCCAUGGAUGGUAUUGUUUUAUGCUCCAUGGUGUGGACAUUGUCAAAAUCUCGAACCACAUUGGAAUGCUGCAGCAAGACAGUUAAAUAAAAUAGUAAAAUUUGGUUCGUACGACUGCACAGUCUACAGCAGUAAAUCCAAAGAAUACAGAAUUCAAGGCUAUCCAACAGUAAAACUUUUUAUUCCCAAAGUCAGUCCAAUAGACUAUGAUGGUGGUCGAAAUGUAGCAGAUAUUGUUUUAUGGGUAUCACAGAAAAUUGAAACGUAUUUACCCAACCCCGAAUUAUUGGAAAUUAUAAGUAAAAGUGUAGUUAUUCGUGAAUGUGAAGAAAAAAACCUCGCUAUAAUAAGUUUUCUUCCCGAUAUCUUAGAUUGUCGUUCGUCAUGUCGUAAUUCAUAUCUCGACAUUCUUAAAGAUUUAUCAGUACGCUUUAAAAUAAAUAAAUGGUGUUGGUUAUGGUCUGAGGCUAAUGCUCAGCCCCAAAUAGAGCGAGUCUUACAAAUUGGCGGUUCUGGAUAUCCAACUUUAGUUGCAGUCGAUUACAACAACAGAAGUUUUGCAACGUUUGUAGGUGCCUUCACUCAAGGCAAUUUGUAUGAUUUUUUGUCUAAUAUUCGCGCUGGAAAUGGACACAAAACUCCGAUUCUGGUCAAAACUUUUCCUGCAGUUUUUGUCGUUGAUCCUUGGGACGGUAACGAUAAAGAUGUUUCAGCUUCUAAUGAAAAGGUUGAGCUGUAGUAUUUAUCUUGUGAUUAUUCUGUAUUUAGUUUAAUAAUUGUUUUAUUUAUUUGUGUAAACAAUUAUAAAAAUAAAUCUUGUUUUUGAC
Diabrotica balteata is the source of this 1390-nucleotide messenger RNA. The record is from the annotation of a GenBank genome assembly. Lineage: Eukaryota; Metazoa; Arthropoda; Insecta; Coleoptera; Chrysomelidae.